AUGAUAAAAGCAGUUACAGAUAUCACCAUCGACACCAAUAUUUGUUUCCCAUCAUAUACCCCUGAUCCCCUAGAUCUUGCUCCAGAUGAACUCAAUCAAGAUGUUCGCACAGAUUUUCACAAUCUUCCCUUCCAAUUUAUUGUCCCUGGGUAUUCCAAUGCCCAUCAGGGUCAACAAUACCUACAUGUCAAUCAUUCAUUUUUGUUCCAGGAGCUUCGAUUUUCUACCUUCCAGAAGAAAUGCCCAAAAGGUGGACCUCUCAUUGGACCGGUGGAACCCAAGUCCCCUCACCAACAUUUCUGCUUUGUCAACCACAUCAUGGGCCAUCUAGUACAGAGCUUUAAUAACACUCCGUCUAUACCUGGACAUUUCUUCACUGUCCCAUGCAAGACUAGAUGUCCAGAAGAUGCACCUACCCCUCCAACGUCUUCGAUACUAUCAACCUCAACCUCAUCCUCUUUAUUGAUGAUGGCGUCCUCUGGCUCUGGUGCUAGUCUGUCCUCAUUUACUAGUGCUGUUCCUCAAUAUCAUAAUAGUAAACACUCUGCAUCACCUUCAACUGGAAUUAUUAUGUUGUCAGGAAAUGCACUGGCUGGUCGAGUUCCUUGGUAUCUGAGUAGAGACUGUUCUGUAUCACCCCGUCCAUUACAGCAGGGACGACACCAAAGGACCCCUUCCCCAUCAUCUGAAAGUCUGAUUCUACAGUGUGCUCCUGCAUCUGCCUCCAAUAUCCAUUUGCAGCCAACAUUGUCACCCAUCUCACCGACUCUCCACCUCCUACCUGAUGUCAUGCCUGAUAGGUUAUCAGGAUCAGCCACCCCCCUAAUCUCUUUCUGUGCAGGGAAUAUUCAUGAUCUCUUCGAUCUAUCACAGGCCAUUCACUCCUCUGCUGACCAGGCCUAUUCUGAUUCUACCCUGUGCAUAGAGGCUAAUACUAUAACCAAUGCAGCCAAUGGCAUGAUUAAUGUCUUCCAACAUUACUACAUGUGGCUCAGUAAAGGCAAUGCUUUUGACUCAGAUGCAUUAAAUUUUACCAAUCCUGACCUGCAUGACACUUUUUCUAUCUACCGAUGGGAGAGCCUGGUGAAGCAUGAUCUUACUGUCGGUGACAUGAAGUCCAUAUUUUCAAUCCCUGUAUGGCAUUUUCAAGCAUAA
Molecule: messenger RNA, 1155 nt
Organism: Suillus bovinus
Lineage: Eukaryota; Fungi; Basidiomycota; Agaricomycetes; Boletales; Suillaceae
Exons: 3
Coding region: 1-1155 (384 amino acids)
Source: RefSeq, a predicted model, not a curated record